Messenger RNA from Carya illinoinensis, 1684 nucleotides. Its product is annotated as Golgi SNAP receptor complex member 1-1-like. The record is from RefSeq and is a predicted model, not a curated record. Gene Ontology annotation, biological process: endoplasmic reticulum to Golgi vesicle-mediated transport; vesicle fusion. The transcript is spliced from 5 exons. Gene Ontology annotation, molecular function: SNAP receptor activity. Gene Ontology annotation, cellular component: Golgi medial cisterna; cis-Golgi network; Golgi membrane. Bases 521 to 1336 code for a protein of 271 amino acids. Lineage: Eukaryota; Viridiplantae; Streptophyta; Magnoliopsida; Fagales; Juglandaceae.
AGCUAACCUGCUCGCCAAAUGCUCGGAUUCUAGGGAGGGAUAGCUGCUUGUGUUUGGACGGACUGUUAACGCGAUGGUUGCUUCGGUUUGGACGGAGUGUUACCGGAGGGAUUGUUGCUUGGGUUUAGAUUUUCACACUCUCGGACGGAGUGGGAAGGACGAACCACAGAUUUGGGGCUCUAGGGUGUCGAAAAGGGAGGGGGGGCUUCCAAUUGCUUUUUCGGUUUUAGAUUUCCGAUCGAUUUGCUUGGUCGAGUUGCUGGCUGAAGAUUGGAUGGAAUGGACGAGUUAGUUUCAGAAGGGGACGAGUUGCUUGGACGGAAUGAAGAAGAUGGGAACGAGCUGGUUUUGGAAUUUUUUUAUUUAAUCACGUGAUCGCCACGUGUCAAUGCCACAUCAUCAAGCAGUUAGCGGUAAGGGUGAGGGGACCGAGCAGCAUUUACCCUUUUCGUUAGCACCAAAGGAGUGAGGAGAACGCAUAUGCAUGUAAUCACUCGGUUGGUUAAAUCGCUGAUUGCCGAUGAGAGAAGCAGGCAAUCUGUCUUCGUCGCCAAACAACCUUAAAAAUCCAAAUAUCUUAGAAAAAUUCAAGAAACAGGAAGAAGAGGGAGGAGUGGAACUUUGGAGAAUAUACCAGAGAGGAGGAGGAUUAGGAGGAACGAUGGAUGUGCCGAGCUCAUGGGACGCCCUUCGCAAACAGGCUCGGAAGCUUGAAGCUCAGUUGGAAGAACAAAUGAAUUCAUAUCGUAAGGUGGUUUCUACAAAGGGCAUGGCAAAAACUGACACUUCAGAGAAUGAUUUUGACUCUGGGAUAGACCGACUGUUAAAACAGCUCCAGCAGGUAAUUUCGCAGAUGCAAGCUUGGGUAUCAUCAGGGGGAUCAGAAAUGGUUUCUCACACCUUGACUAGGCAUCAAGAGAUUCUGCAAGAUCUUACUCAGGAGUUUUAUCGUCUCCGCUCAAGCCUCAGAGCUAAGCAAGAACAUGCUUCACUCCUUGAGGAUUUUAGAGAGUUUGAUUGCUCAAGAUUGGACUUGGAAGACAGUGUUGGUUCUGCUGAGCAAGCCCUCCUAAAAGAGCAUGCAUCUAUUAGCCGAAGUACAGGACAGAUGGAUACUGUGAUUUCUCAAGCUCAAGCAACACUGGGCGCACUUGUCCUCCAACAUUCGAGUUUUGGUGGCAUCAACUCAAAGCUCAGCAAUGUUAGCAGCCAUCUCCCAACGGUGAACAGUAUUCUUUCCGCAAUAAAGAGAAAAAAGUCAAUGGAAACCAUUAUACUUUCGCUUGUUGCAUCUGUAUGCACGUUUCUCAUUUUUAUCUACUGGUUGAGCAAAUGAGGAAUGAGCAUUAAAGUGUUUCACGUUUGUGGUGAAACUAUUGUAUUCUUUGAUCCUCUAUGUCCAGAUGAGGGGAGCUGUCUUAUGUUGUUGAGGUGACAUUUUUUUUAAGGGUAGUGCAUUAUAUAUCUUGAUUCGUAUCUGUAACAGAAUGCAAAUGUCCAGUAAAGUUCAAUACUUUCUAGAUUAGAGAUGUUGAGCAGGAUUACCACUGGCUAUCAUAAUGUUGUCAUAAUUUGUACCUUUCGUUCCUCUCUCCAAGAAGCUUGGUUCUUUGUUUCUUUGUUGAGGAUUGAUCAAUGAAAUUUCCUCUCUCCGUAAUUAAGGGUGGAGGGCAAGAUUGCACAA